ACAGUCUUGGACAUUGAGCACUGUGAUCUGGAGAUCAGCAGCAACAACAGGAGCCACCAUACAGAGCUGAAUGGAGCGACGCGUUUGAUUGUGAGAAGGGGACAGCCCUUCAGCAUCACUCUGCAUCUCAAGCCCGGGAGCCAUCAGUUUACUCCAGGGGAAACAAGCUUCACACUCAUAGUCGAAACAGGUCCAUUACCCAGGAAAGAGUCAGACACCAAGGUGUCCUUUAGUUUGAGUGACUCCAUAGUAAAAACAGAAUGGGGUGCAUCUGCCAAAAAUGGUCCCUCUGAAAACACAGUGUCUGUGUCUAUAAGUUCCUCCCCCAAUGCCCCUAUAGGGCUCUAUACUCUCACUCUGGACCAGGAGAGGCAGAAGAUCAGCUUGGGGGAGUUCAUUCUUCUGUUUAACGCUUGGUGCCCUAGUGAGUAUUCAAAAUCUUUUUAUUAUUAUUUAUUAUCACCUUUUUAUUAUCACCGGCCCACAGGUGAUGUUGUUUACAUGAGGAGUGAGGCGAAGAGGCGGGAGUACGUUUCAGCUCAACAUGGACUUAUCUACAAGGGCACGCCAAAACGAAUCAAAGAGACACCCUGGAACUUUGGCCAGUUUGAGCCAGGCAUGCUGGACAUCUGUCUGAAGAUUUUGGAUGAUAAUCCCAAAUUUGUGUCUGACGCUAACCAGGACUGUAUGAACAGGAGUGACCCUGUCUAUGUGACCAGGGUGUUGAGCGCCAUGAUCAACAGUAAUGAUGACAGCGGCGUGCUGGUGGGAAAUUGGGGGGACUUUUCUGAUGGGACACACCCGGUAGAAUGGAUAGGCAGUGGGGACAUACUGCGCAAGUGGUCACAACAUGGGCCCGUCCGUUAUGGCCAGUGCUGGGUCUUUGCUGCAGUUGAAUGCACAGUCUCCCGGGCCCUGGGUAUCCCCUGUCGAGUGGUUACUAACUUUGGAUCGGCACAUGAUACAAACGCCAACCUGGUGAUAGAGAAAAUAUAUGAUGAGAACGGGGAACGAAUCUCUAAUGACGAUUCAGUAUGGAACUUCCAUGUUUGGGUCGACAGCUGGAUGAAACGACCCGAUUUAGGGCCGGAGUUUGAUGGAUGGCAGGCCAGUGACCCUACCCCGCAGGAGGAGAGUGAAGAUGUGUUCUGUUGUGGUCCUGUUCCCCUGACGGCCAUCAAGGAAGGUGAGCUGACCAAGAAGUAUGAUGCUCCCUUCGUUUUUGCUGAGGUUAACGCUGAUGUCGUGGAAUUAGUACAACUGUCAAAUGGAGAGUUAUUCAAGUUCAGUGAGUCGACAAAAUCUGUGGGACAGUGCAUCAGUACCAAAGCUGUUGGUGUGGACGAGAGACAUGAUAUCACCCACCAGUAUAAGUAUCCUGAAGGUUCAACUGAGGAGAGGCAGGUCUAUGAGAAGGCCCAACACCACAACAAGUUACAGCAACAGGGAGAAGAGCCAGGUCUCCGUAUCAAGGUCAAGUUGGCCAGUAACAUGACCGUGGGCUCGGACUUUGAUGUGCAUGCAGUCCUCACCAACAACUGCAUGGUGGCCAAAACCUGCUCCCUCAUGUUCUUCGCCAGGGCCAUCAGCUAUGAUGGGAAACGAGGAGAGAGCUGUGGAGCAGCUUCAGACAAGGUGGACCUGGCCUGUGGAGAAGAAAUACGUCUCCCCUUAAAACUGGAGUAUGCCAGAUAUGGAUCGGUGAUCACCUCUGAUAGACUGAUCCAACUGUCUGCCUUCGCCAUAGCCAAAAUGACCAAUGAGUAUCAUAAGGCAGAGAAGACCAUUGUACUGGAUGAACCAAAGAUAGAGAUCAAGAUUUUGGGUGAAGCCACAGUGAACCAACCUGUAAAAGCAGAACUCUCCCUGCUGAACCCGCUCCCUGAAACCCUCAGGGACUGCUGCUUCUCCUUCGAGGGAGUCGGCCUCACGCAGCAGAAGGUCAUCAAACUCGAAAUUGGAACUGUGGGUCUCGAAAAGGAAGCCAAGGCCACAGCUGAGUUCAUACCAACCAUCAUUGGCCCAAGUGUGCUUCUGGUAAACUUUGACAGCGACAAACUAAGGAACAUCAAGAACUUCAUCACUGUUGUAGUUGAAAAGUGA
Lampris incognitus (smalleye Pacific opah) is the source of this 2103-nucleotide messenger RNA. It is a transcript of the gene tgm2a, whose product is annotated as transglutaminase 2, C polypeptide A. Gene Ontology annotation, biological process: peptide cross-linking. NCBI's taxonomy places the organism in Eukaryota, Metazoa, Chordata, Actinopteri, Lampriformes, Lampridae. Gene Ontology annotation, molecular function: protein-glutamine gamma-glutamyltransferase activity. The annotation marks the transcript as partial. The transcript is spliced from 14 exons. The record is from RefSeq and is a predicted model, not a curated record.